AUGUUCCGCAAUAACUACGACAACGAUUCCGUCACAUUCUCGCCCCAGGGCCGUAUCUUCCAGGUCGAGUAUGCACAGGAGGCGGUGAAGCAAGGUUCCGUCGUCGUUGGUGUCGUCAGCAAGACCCACCGUAACGCCGAGGAGCUCUCGUCGUACCAAAAGAAGAUCAUCCCGGUAGACUCGCACUAUGGCGUCGCUCUUGCCGGUCUCGCGUCGGAUGCCCGCGUGCUGUCCAACUUCAUGAAGCAGCAGUCGCUCGCCUCGCGCCUGACCUACGACCGCGCCAUCCCGCUGGCAGAGAUUACGUCGCGCAUCGGUGACCGGGCGCAGUCCAACACCCAGCACUACGGCAAGCGGCCCUACGGCGUGGGCCUGCUGAUUGCCGGCGUUGACCAGAAGGGCCCGCACCUGUUUGAGUUCCAGCCGUCGGGCGUGACGCAGGAGAUGGCAGCGUGCGGCAUUGGCGCCCGUAGCCAGAUGGCGCGGACGUACCUCGAGCGCAACCUCGACGAGUUCGAGGGCUCGUCUCGCGAGGAGCUGAUCAAGCACGCCCUGCGCGCCCUGAAGGAGAGCUUGAGCCAGGACAAGGAGCUGACAGUUGACAACACGAGCAUAGGAGUUGCUGGCGUGGGCGAGAACUUUAAGUUGUACGAGGGCUCGGCCAUCACCAACUGGCUGGAGACUACUUUCGAGAAUAGGGAAGGUGGUUCGGAGGGCAUGGAGGUCGACACAUAG
Messenger RNA from Lasiodiplodia theobromae, 735 nucleotides. RefSeq names its product Proteasome subunit alpha type-1. The transcript has 3 exons. Gene Ontology annotation, biological process: ubiquitin-dependent protein catabolic process. The record is from RefSeq and is a predicted model, not a curated record. NCBI's taxonomy places the organism in Eukaryota, Fungi, Ascomycota, Dothideomycetes, Botryosphaeriales, Botryosphaeriaceae. Bases 1 to 735 code for a protein of 244 amino acids. Gene Ontology annotation, cellular component: nucleus; proteasome core complex; proteasome core complex, alpha-subunit complex.